This is a messenger RNA of Python bivittatus (Burmese python), 2833 nucleotides long. The record is from RefSeq and is a predicted model, not a curated record. NCBI's taxonomy places the organism in Eukaryota, Metazoa, Chordata, Lepidosauria, Squamata, Pythonidae.
GGCAUCCGCGUGCAGAUGCAGUGUACAGUCCAGGUGAAGUUGGAGCUUGGACACCGUGCCCAGCUACGCAAGAAGCCCACCACUGAGGGGUUCACCCAUGACUGGAUGGUGUUUGUACGUGGCCCAGAGCAAUUUGAGAUUCAGCACUUUGUGGAGAGGGUGGUCUUUCGACUCCAUCAGAGCUUCCCUAAACCGAAACGUGUUUGCAAAGAACCCCCUUAUAAAGUGGAGGAGUCUGGCUAUGCUGGCUUCAUUAUGCCCAUUGAGGUCUACUUCAAAAAUAAGGAGGAACCGAAGAAAGUUUGCUUUACCUAUGACCUUUUUCUAAACCUGGAAGGAAACCCCCCAGUUAAUCAUCUGCGAUGUGAGAAGCUCACCUUUAAUAACCCUACCAAGGAAUUCCGUCACAAACUCCUCAAAGCUGGAGGGGUGAUGGUAAUGCCAGAAGGGGCAGAAACUGUGUCUAGGCCAAGUCCUGACUACCCGAUGCUUCCUACAAUCCCCCUCUCUGCCUUCUCUGAUCCAAAGAAGUCCAAGCCAUCUCAUGGAUCAAAGGAGGUGAACAAAGAUGGCAGCAAAGUCUCCAAGCCCCACAAAGUCACCCGAGAGCAUCGGGAGAGGCCCAGGAAAGAUUCCGAGAGCAAAAACUCCUCUCGAGACCUGGAAAGGGAAGCCGGCAAGCCUGCGAAGGACCCCUCCAAGAAGCACGCUGAGAACAAAGUGCCGAAGGAGGAGAAGCCGGUCCCCAAGGCUGCUUUCAAGGAGCCCAAGCUAGCCCUGAAGGAGCACAAGCUGGAGAAUGCAUCUCCCAAGGGCGGCCCCCCGCCGCCCGAGGGAAAGCCCUCGGCCAAGAGGCCCUUGACAGUGGAGUCACCAAAACCCAGUGCCAAAAAGCUGAAGAAGAACAGCUCCAAAGGAGCCAAGACCGUCCCUGCCAACUCCCACCGGACCCCCUCGUACGCGGAGAAGAAGCCGGCGAAGGAGAAGCCCGGCGCCAGAGCAGAGAAGGCGAAGCCGGAGAGCGAAGCCAAGGCGAUCAAAAAGCCCGUGGAGGUGGCCGUGGCCGAGGAGUCCCACUCGGAGGAUGAGGCCUCGCUCAAAUCAGAGUCUGCCGUGUCCAGCCCUUCCAACUCCAGCUCCAGCUCCGGGUCCAGCUCCGACUCCGAUUUUGAGCCGUCUCAGAACCACAGCCAAGGGCCGCUACGUUCCAUGGUGGAAGACCUGCAGUCGGAAGAGUCGGAUGAUGAUGACAGUUCUUCUGGAGAAGAGGUGGCGGUCAAGUCUACCCCCAUCAGCAGAGAGGCCAGACUCAGUCACAGUGACAGCGACACUGACAACAGCGCAGACUCCUGCCUGCCAAGUCGAGAAACUCCUCCCCGACAGAAACUGCCCUCCUCUAACAAUAAGGUAUCUGGGAGAAAGAGUCCGGAGUCCUGCAAUAAACCAGAAAAGAUCUUGAAGAAAGGGACCUAUGACAAGGCCUACACGGAUGAGUUGGUGGAGCUUCACCGGCGGCUGAUGGCUUUACGAGAACGGAACGUGCUGCAGCAGAUCGUAAACCUCAUUGAAGAAACGGGACAUUUCAACGUCACCAACACAACCUUUGAUUUUGACCUGUUCUCCUUGGAUGAAACCACCGUCCGCAAGCUGCAGAGUUACCUGGAGGCUGUGGCUACGUGACCUUUGGCCUCGAAGCAGAACCCCCGAGCUUCUCUUUGGAAACCGGCAUCCCCGUCUCUUUGGGAUUAGGAAAGGGGCCGUGAACUUGGGCCACUGCCUUAUUCUCUCGUUUCACCUGAAGCACUGCCUUAGGGAUCAGCCACGCUCUAGCAACACGCUGCUGCCGCCGCCGCCGCCGCCACCAGCUCCGUUUCUUCUUUUGGGCUUCAGCUGAGCGCUCGCCUCUGCCCGCCCCCCUCCCUUGUUCCGACGCUUGCUUGGAACCCGCUAGAGCGAGAGCAGGGUUGGUCCCAGCGGCACAAACUGGGCUCGUCUUCGUUUCCGAACCCCUUUCGUUUAGAGGAAGAGCGUCUGUCUGGGUGUUUUAAGGAAUACACUUGCGAGGCAUCUCUCCAGUCUGGGAUAAACGCAGCGCUCAUUUCCGUUGGACCUACGGCCACUCGCCUGCGGGGCGUGGGGCUUCUCUCCCCCGCGCCACCUGCCCUCCCAGCCUCCUGGGGCCACGACCCGGCCGCGUUGGGCUUGCUACAGCCUAACCGCACUGGGGGCCAAAGACCGCUGCCCUGCCAGCUGCCGUGGGCUCGGCUCGGCUCGGCUCUGGGCUCGCAGCCUUCCGGGUGCAGGUGCGAUGUGCUCGGCGAGGCAGGCUGGAAGGCCAGGGUGCCUUGGAGGGAUUUCUGGCACGGGUGCCGCUGAAGACGCUGCCCGCAGCCUUGCCCUCAAGGCUUUAGACGCUGCGUGGGAUCCCGUCUCUUGGAAGAAAGCCUUGUUCUUUCCCCCUUUUGAUCUGCUUUGACUGUAAGGACUACGUUAUUGUAUGCUGUCUGUUUUAGAUAUAUAUGUAUAUAUAUAUAAUAUAUAUAUAUAUUAUAUAUAUAUAUAUGUGUGUGUGUGUACGGUGUAAAAAGACCUAAUUGGGUCUUAAGGUCUCAGAGGGUUAGGGAGGGCACACUAAGGCUUUUUAAGAUUUAAAAAAGAAAAAAAAGGGGGGAAGGAGUGGUGAAAUAGGGCUUGUGCUACUUUUUGUUCGUUUGUUCAAAAUGUCUCUUGGCAAUUUUUAGCAUUUAGAAACAGAGAAGCAAAAGGCCCGCAAUGCCUUUUGUGCUGAGCUCUGUAAUGGACCCGUCUGUGCUGCGUUGUUGUUUUUUUUUUU